UCAACAGCAAUAUAUAAAAUAUAUUCAAAAUUUGUAUAAAUAUGACUUGAAAUUUUUGAUCCCAGAUUUCUUUUCUCAGAUUUCUUCCUAGUUUCAGAUUUCAGAAAAUCAGAUUUUCUCUGCUAAAAACCCUACUGGGUCAAUUAGAAAAAAAAAGCUUGAUUCAGUCUUAGUUUUGAAGAAAGGGGAUUUUCCUAGGGACCCAGUUUUUGUUUCAGUGCCGCACAAUCGAAUUUCUGUUGGCUUUUUCUAAGUGCACUUCUUCGAUUUGAUUUACCCCUGGUCCUGCCCACUUUGUUUUCCGUUUCUGUUCUAACAGUCACUGACAGAAAAGAAAUCCGACAAUUGGUUUUCUGUGCGUUGCUGAGUUGGAAGUGAGAGUGGCAUUGCCAAAGUGCAAUUCCAUUGAAAGAAAGGAAGUUUUGAUGAGAGGGCAAUGAGAGGGGCGUGUGAGGAUUCAGAGAGAUUAAGAUGAGUGGUGGGUCAUUGGGUAUUCGUUCUGGGAGUUAUGGCUCUUUGGAGAAGCAGCUGCAGCUGCUGCAGCACAACGGUGUGUCUCCAAUUCAAUCAGCACGAAAGCCUCCCAAGACGCUGAAGGAGAAAGACAGGUUCUUCCUUUGGAUCUUCAAGUUUGCGGGCAGAAAGAAGGUGGGAAUGCUCUUUCUCUUUGCAAUCUCUGCUGCCGUUUUCAUCUGGGUUUUGUACAUUGGAAAAGGUGAAGAUUCACAGGAGGGAAACG
This is a messenger RNA of Vigna umbellata (rice bean), 739 nucleotides long. The record is from RefSeq and is a predicted model, not a curated record. Lineage: Eukaryota; Viridiplantae; Streptophyta; Magnoliopsida; Fabales; Fabaceae.